Messenger RNA from Boeremia exigua, 1000 nucleotides. RefSeq lists its product as uncharacterized. The coding region runs from base 62 to 1000 and encodes 312 amino acids. Lineage: Eukaryota; Fungi; Ascomycota; Dothideomycetes; Pleosporales; Didymellaceae. The transcript has a single exon. The record is from RefSeq and is a predicted model, not a curated record.
CGUCUUCAAUCUUCACAUCGCCGCCUUCUUACACUCUCCCCCCAACUAUACUUUUGCAAGUAUGAAUAAAAAACUCCUUGUUGUCUUUGGCGCAACAGGCAACCAGGGAGGUUCGGUCGUACAUCACGUUCUUAGCGACCCAGAGCUCUACAAACAGUACUCUGUCCGUGCCAUUACUCGCUCAGCCUCAGGUCCCAAUGCCCGAGCUCUAAGCGUGAACGGUGCCGAAAUUGUUGAGGCAGAUUUGGACGACUCGCUGUCCCUAAAAGCCGCUGUAGCAGGCGCACAUACCGUCUUUGCCUCAACAAACACCCAAGACACGGGUAACACGAGGGCAAUUGAGACAAGACAAGCGAAGGCGUUAUUUAAGGAGUUGGUAUACGCUGGAGCAAAAUACGUAAUCUGGAGCACGCUUCCGCACGUAUACAAUAUUUCGGAUGGAAAAUUGAAUGUCGAGCACUUCGAUACAAAGGCUGAGAUUGAAGAAUAUCUGCGCGAUCUGCCGAUUAAAUCUUCAUUUUUUGCCCCCGGAUUCUUCAUGCAGAACUUCCUGUCGCACAGAAUGCCACCGCGACUCUCGUCAGCCAACGAUGGAACGUAUGUCCUGGCGAACCUAUGUAAAGGCAACACAUUAAUGCCACUAAUUGAUGCCACUGAUACAGGCAAGUGGGUUGGAGCUAUUCUCGCGAAACCGGACGAGUACGAGGGAAAGUAUUUUGCCGCAGCGCAAGGCUUGUAUACGUGGGAUGAGAUUGCUCAAACCAUCUCCAAGGUCACUAUGAAAACAGUCGAGUUUCAGCAUGUUCCAGAUGAUGUAUUUAGGGAUUGGAUGCCAGAAGGAUUGAGAGAUGACCUGCACGAUAUGUACACGAUGUUUAGAGAGCACGGCUACUACGGGAAGAAGACGAGGGAGAAUAUCGCUUGGGCAGCUGAGCGUGCUCGGCGCAGCCCGGUGUCGUUGGAGGAAUUCUUUCGGCGGGAGAAUUUCAAGUUAGAUUGA